UUCAUCUCCGUCUCAUCACCUCUCUCAUUUUUUCUCAUUUUAGAUGAUGAUUGAUUGGGAAUAGAACAAAUAGGAAGCCAUGCCCCUCUCCCUCUCUCUAGGAAAAUAAUUGUUGACCCACUUCUUCCUUCAAUUUUCUGACGAUGUGAGACCAUCACCGCCACCCCCUCCAGCUACUCGCCGCUGUCACCUCCCUUCCCAUUUACUCAGUUAUCUGAAACGAUGGAAGCUGAAGCAGCGUUUGAAGGGCAGGGCGUCUCCUGUUUCCACUCCUCUCCGCCUUUAGCAGCAGCUGCUUAAAUCCUGCUCCUUCACAUGUGCUUUUAUUUUUAUUCUCUUCAAUAAUUCUCACUUUUACUUUUUAUACCAUCACUCCAUGUGCUAAAUCAACUGCCUUCUUCUUCUUCUUCUUCUGUAACAUGAAAAUUGAAAACCUACUGUUAACGAUAUCAAGCUGAAAUUACGCAAUUUUGGCACUAAACCUUGAUUUUUUGUAUCCCACAUCGAAUUCCUACUGAAUAAAUGUGAGGUACAUAAACUGAUAGAUUCGUGAGGCAAUCACGACCUUACUUGAACAGGAUCUGUUCUAUAGGCUCGUACCUCUGUAUCCUUGAUUUCUAAGGAGACAGGAAACCACGUCUGGUGGAUGAACCAUGCCUGCCUGGCUAGAGCGUGAUUAACAGCCACUCGGGUUGGCUCUCCAGCUCGUUGUGCAGUAGAUGAUCGUUCUUGGCUCGACUCUGGUCCAGCUAGGAUGGUUGGGCAGCUGUCUGACAGACUUAUAUAUAUCUUUUUGUUUUCUAAACUUUUGAUCAUAUUGAUAAUAAUCAUGAGAGGUGCUCUCUCAUUCAAUUUGUUUGAUAAUCCCCUAAUAAUGGCAGCCUCCCUGAGUGUGAGAUUAUAUCUGUGUUUAUUUGAGGUGUGGCAUUUGAUAAUGAUAGUCAUGUAUUAUUGUUAAUAAGGUGUUAGCAUCUAUUGGUAAUUAUGGUCAUCGAAAUAAUAUACUACAUCUUUUGGGAAACUAGAUGCAUUUUGUUACUAGGCUUUUUGAGUCCUGUGCUGAAUAUAAGAUGCCAAAUAUACUGUGUUAGGGCAACUAAGCUGGUUUGUGCGCAAACGAAGCUGGACAUGGAGGAUGGUUAUCCAUCCAUUGUAGCAGUUAAGGUAGCAAGAAGAGCAAUUUUGGGGAUUGUUGGAGUUAAUGUGGUCCUUGGUAGUUUUUGUGCUGCACCGAUGCAGGACAUGAAAGAACCAGAUGUUCUCAGGACACUGAAGCUUCCUAGUGGGGUCAUAAUACAAGACAUAGUUGAAGGAAAAGGGCAAGAAGCUGUCGAAGAAGAUACCGUGCAGUUCAAUUAUGUAUGCAGGAGGCCAAAUGGAUAUUUUGUCCACAGCACCGUCAAUCAGUUCAGUGGAGAAAGUUCUCUAGUCAUACUCCGUCUGGGUGACGAGCAGGUUUGCAUACUCGAUACUUUUGUGGAGGAGAAGAAAGCACUCUAUAUUGGAAAUGUUGUUUCUCAUGUUAUUUUGAUUUACUUGUGGAAAUCACCGAUGAUAAAAGGUCUCAAGGAGGUUUUGAGUGGAAUGAAGGUUGGAGGAAAACGACGAGCUUUAAUACCUCCUUCGGUCAGUCGGAUAUACUAGCAAAGCUUUACAAGUUACAACCAAUUCCUGAAGAGUUUGGUCCUCGUCGAAGCCUUCUGUCUCAUGCGAAGGAGCCUUUAAUUUUCGAGGUGCAACUCUUGAAGCUUCUUUGAUUAAUCUUUCCUCAGAUCAAACUAAUACAUUGAUUCCGUUCAUAUUACAUUGGAUUUUAUAUAAUAUAUAUUUAUAAAUUAAUUUUUUAUUAAGUAAUUAAAUUUAUAUAUAAUUAGAAUUGAGUUGACUUUGAUUUACUCAUAUAUUUGAGAACAAUAUCAAGUAUGACUUUUUACGGGGAUUCAUAAUUAUAUACUAAUUGUGAUUAUGUGAAUUUUUCAAUAAAAAUUGUGAACUAUAUCCCCAUUUUAUAUGUUAGUUUCUUAAAGAAUUAAGUAACUAAAGUGUUUGUAUUAAAUAUGAUACUACUAACCAAAUUUAGGUAUCAAAAUUAAUAGUACUAGGGAUCAAUUUUUUUUAUAAAGUAUAUAUAAUAAUACUUUUUUAAUUGUUUACAAUUUCAUUAGUUAUAAUUGAGUUGAUUAUGAUUUAUUUCUACUAAAUAAGAUAAUGUUUUUUAUGACUUUGGGUUUUAUUUCUUUUUUUUAUGCUUUUCAAAAUAUUAUGUUUAUGAAUAUUAUGUUUUAGGGUUUUCAGAUUUGAUUUGUUUGACUUUUUUUAUAAUGUAAUUUUUAAAUAUUUGUGUGAGGUAAAUUCACAACUCAUACAAAAUGUUUCAUCUUUAUUCUUUCUCCACUCAACUCACAAAAUAAAAAUGUUUAUAAUAUCUUUCCGAAAUACUUUAUUUAGAGUGAGAUGGUACGAUCUAGAGUAUUACAAAGUGUAUAUAAUGAUAUUAUUUCUUAUUUAUCUACUUUGAAUUUGUAGUAUGUAAUAAGUAAAAAUCAUAUGACCCAUGAGUCGAGAAGGGAGAAGUAUGAAUCCGUUAGAUUACCUUUUACGCAAUCAAACUAUUAGUUUGUUGCAAUCAUUCUAAGUUUUGUUUUAUUAAUGAGAAUGCAUAUUUUUGUUGAUAUCAACUUAUGAAAUACUCUCUCCGUCCCAAGGAAGAUGACUCAUUCUUUGGGGGCACAGGAAUUUAUGCAGUUUUAUUUUGUAUGUCAGAUAGAGAGAAUUAAGCAAGAAAAUGUAAUAAAGUAGAGAUAGAGGGGAUUAUGUUUUUAGUAAGGGUUCAUCUUGGGUGGGACAAACUACUAAAAACGAAAUUGAGUCGUCUUCGGUGAGACGGAUGAAGUAUUAAUUUAUUGAAAUUGUCUGAUGACUAUUUUAUAUUCUUUUCAUUUUAAAUGUGAAAAACAUUGUACUCCCCCCGUUCCAACUAAGUUGAGUCGUAUGCCAAGCAAUAGUUGAAGGACAUGGCCAAGAACUGUGGGCAUUAAUUGGUUCUUACGCACUAUGGCUGCUCCAAUUUUGAAAUAUCCAUGAUACUGAAGUUUCCAAGUAGGGUAAUAUUUAAUAUAGCUGAACAUAUAUCACCUUCAUUAAUCAAAGUCACAAUUGUGUUUUAACAUAGCAAGUGAAUAUCCUUGCCUAUCCUUAUUGAAAUUGUAUUCCCACAUCGAAUGUAUACAGCAAGGUUGAGCAGACCACGUGGUAUAAAAUCAUGGGCCAGCCUAUGGAAAACUCAUACCUUUCUCGGCCUUUUGGCUAAGAUCAAGUGUAGUAUCUGUUCUUAUCAGUUUAAUAUCUGAUAUGUGGAUCAUCGGUCCACACGAUAUUAAAUUUAUUUAUUGAGGGGGAAGUCCCAUCAAAGUAGCUUGCUACUUGGGCCUUCGUGUGUCGCCCAUGCGUUGCACUACUGCUUGGGCCUGGCGCACCCCACCAAUUUUAGUUUAAAUAAAUGAGUUGUGGCAUUUUAAAAGUAUGAUAUGUAUUGUAGUUAGGGAAGUGAAGGUGGUUUGUGUGAAACUGUACAAGGUGAAUUAUUCCAAAAGAAACGGUAUUUAGAGAUGAACAUGUAUCACCUCCAUGAUUUAACCUGUGUUUUAGCAUCAUUCUGGACUUUCAGCUGAUUUUUGUAACUGAGUUUACUACAAUCUUCCAACUACUACUUGAUGUAGAGAUAUUACAUAGCUAGCUCCCUUGAUAGCUUUUUACAAGUUUCUUAAUCCUAUGUACAUAUGUUUGAUAAUCCACAAAAAUGUGAUUGUUAGUGUCCCACAUCGAAAAUACAAAGGCGUAUGUUAUAUACUAGUACUACUUAUACGCUUUAGUUUUUCACUUUAUUUUAUUCUUUUAGAAAAGCGAAGAUAACUAAAGGUGACUGUUAGAAGUUACACUAUAUUUCGUCCAAUUUAUAAUUUUCUCACUAUUUCCAAUAUAUUGUGAUUACCAUUGAUAUAACAUGUUGAUUAUUUUGCAAUAAUAUAAAGUAAAAUUUGUUUGGUGCUUAGGAAUAUAUAGCCACAAAUUAACAACUGUCUUUACAUCAUUCAUUUUUAAUUUAGUUUCAAAUUUCGAGCAUUUUACAGGAUAGCUACAUUCACAUAAAUAGGUGGUAUUUCAAUUAGAAACUAUAUGUAUCUCACUUAGACAAGUAACAAUACACAUUUUUAAACUUUUAUAUUUGAACAUUUUAUUUUAAGGAUUAGAAUAAUGUAUCAAAAAUUAAAAUGAUAGAUAUAACUUUCAAAUAAUUAGUUAAAACAUAUCUUUCAUUAGAAGUUUAGUAUCUUAACUUAAAAAAAUGUAAUAUAUCGGUUGAUGAGCUAUUUGAUUUAACAUAUCUUCAAUCGAAUUUUUUUGGACUACAAAUGUAUAGAGGUAAUUGAAUUGCAUUGGGUUAUUGAAUUAUGUGGGCCCAUCAAUCGAUAAGCAGAGGUGUUGGGCCUCUGGGUAGAGGUAGAUUGUAUGAAAUGUGUUGGUUGUAAUUGAAGGAAGCUCAAGAGUUUGAUCAUCUCCGACUUUACCUUUAGCAGCUCAAAUCCCACUUCAAUUAGUCAAUACUUGUUACUUUUCCUUAUACAUUCCAAUUUCCUUAGUUACACUGUGAGCAUUAAUUAACAUCCCACAUCGAAGCUCAAUUGAAUAACUGACAAGUACAUAAAGUGAUGGCAGUGUGAAGUAGGCACGACCUUACUUGAACAGGAUCUGUUCUAUAGGCUCGUACCUCUGUAUCCUUGAUUUCUAAGGAGACAGGAAACCACGUCUGGUGGAUGAACCGUGGCUGCCUGGCUAGAGCGUGAUUAACAGCCCCUCGGGUCGGGUUUCCGGCUCGUUGUGCAGUAGAUGAUCGUUCUUGGCUCAACUUCGGCCCAGUCAUGAUGGCUAGGCAGCUGUCUGACAGACUAUUAUCAUUUUGUUUUCCUGGACUUUUGAUCUUGAGAGGUGUUCAAGUCAUGGCUAGGCAGCUCGUUGCACACAGCUAAGGCUUAUAUUUGAGAUCCCCAUGAGAGGUGUUCUGAUUCAGUUUUUAUAAGUUUAGCUGGUAAUGGCAGCUUGGUGGUGAAGUGAUAUCUGUGUUUGUUUCAGAUGUGCAUCAGUUCAUAUGUAGUCAUUGUAAUAGAGUUAUGGCAUUUGAUGAGUUUGAUAGUUAUUGUAGCUUCAUUUUAGGUCCUAGCCUCUACGGAAGAUUACACUUCAGUGUUACACAGGAAGUGAAGGUGGUGAAAAACAAGUAUCCUAUACGUGUUGAGAUUUCAAAUCGAGUUGUCAACUUGUGUUUUUAAUCGAAUUUGGCUAUGAUUUCUUCAAA
This is a messenger RNA of Salvia splendens (bonfire salvia), 5353 nucleotides long. Its product is annotated as peptidyl-prolyl cis-trans isomerase FKBP16-1, chloroplastic-like. The record is from RefSeq and is a predicted model, not a curated record. Gene Ontology annotation, molecular function: peptidyl-prolyl cis-trans isomerase activity. The transcript has 6 exons. The coding region runs from base 985 to 1644 and encodes 219 amino acids. NCBI's taxonomy places the organism in Eukaryota, Viridiplantae, Streptophyta, Magnoliopsida, Lamiales, Lamiaceae.